Messenger RNA from Anoplopoma fimbria (sablefish), 3952 nucleotides. RefSeq names its product tetraspanin 5a (gene tspan5a). The coding region runs from base 299 to 1174 and encodes 291 amino acids. Lineage: Eukaryota; Metazoa; Chordata; Actinopteri; Perciformes; Anoplopomatidae. Gene Ontology annotation, cellular component: membrane. The record is from RefSeq and is a predicted model, not a curated record. Gene Ontology annotation, biological process: protein maturation; regulation of vascular endothelial growth factor signaling pathway; protein localization to plasma membrane. The transcript has 11 exons.
GCAGCGGAACGCCUCCUCCAGGCGCAAGUAGCCCAGAAAAUAGCGGAUCGUGUUUUUAUUCUCCGCUUUACCGCGUUACCGUCCGCUUCCAUCUUCAGUCACUACGCGGGUGAACGCGUCCCGGCCCCCGUUAUAAAAUGCUCCCGAUGCGGAUCCGAAGCCGGCUGUGAGACCGUCUGAAGCGGGACCGAGUGAAAAUGCCUCCCCGGAGCGCUGAACCUGUUCCACCCCGCACACAAAGCCUGUGAAGCAGGCCCCGGUUGUUGUUUUCCCCCCCUCACGCCGAUGAUGCUCAAACAUGUCGGGGAAUCAGUACAAAGGCAACGAAGUCAGCUGCUGCAUCAAAUACUUCAUUUUCGGAUUCAACAUCCUGUUCUGGCUGCUGGGCAUGGCCUUGGUUGGAAUCGGACUGUGGGCAUGGAGUGAGAAGGGGGUUCUGUCCAACAUCUCGUCCAUCACGGACCUGGGGGGGCUGGACCCAGUCUGGCUCUUCGUGGUGGUCGGGGGGGUCAUGUUCAUUCUGGGCUUUGCGGGAUGCAUCGGAGCGCUGCGGGAAAACACCUUUCUACUCAAGUUUUUCUCAGUGUUUCUGGGAAUUAUCUUCUUCUUGGAGCUGACAACGGGAGUCCUGGCGUUCGUCUUUAAGGACUGGAUUAAAGACCAGCUCAACCUGUUCAUCAACAAUAACAUCCGGGCGUACCGCGACGACAUCGAUCUGCAGAACCUCAUCGACUUCACUCAGGAAUACUGGGAUUGCUGUGGUGCGUUUGGAGCAGACGACUGGAACCUGAACAUCUACUUUAACUGCACCGAUGCCAAUCCCAGUCGGGAGAAGUGCGGCGUUCCCUUCUCCUGCUGCACCAAGGACCCGGCGGAGGAUGUAAUCAACACUCAGUGUGGAUACGACAUCCGAGCUAAACCAGACUCGGAGCAGAAGGACUACAUCAACGUGAAGGGCUGCGUGCCGCAGUUUGAGAAGUGGCUGCAGGACAACCUCACCCUGGUGGCCGGGAUCUUCAUUGGAGUGGCACUGCUGCAGAUUUUUGGGAUUUGUCUGGCCCAAAACCUAGUGAGUGACAUCGAAGCUGUGCGGGCGAGCUGGGUGCCCCCCCCUCCCUCCGCCUGUCGACUCCCACCUCACUGCAGCAAGAAAGCAUCGGCUUACUACUCAUGAGACACGCACACGCACACACACGCUGUAUGUGUGUUUUGUAGCCGUUUCUUUACCUGAUGCUGACACAGCAUUUCAAUUCUGAAAACAGCUCGAGGUCUUUGACGAGCCUCCUCUAACACAUCGCCUGGGGAGCUUUCAGAGGACCUCGCCUGUCGCCUGUCGCCUGUCACCUGCACCGUUUUUGUUCACCGAACCAGCACCUUUUUCCCCCCAAGGCACUACUACGUGAAACGCUCUGUACAUAACACUGUGUGAGGGUUAAACAUGCACUGCAUACAGGUCGCUCAGUUUUGAUAGCGGCGCUUAGAGAGUAGGAGUUUUGAUACAUCUUUUUGAUAAUAGAUCGGUAUUUUUCACUGUGGAAAUGACACUCCACUGCUAAACCCAUCAUGUAGGACUGUGACAUAGUAGAAACCGAGGAUCAGCUCAUUUUAAAGUGCUUGCUUUGUGUAACUUUCCACCGCUCACUCUUUGGCUCUGGUGGGCCAAAGUUAUAAACUGAAGUUAUUACCGAGUUAUAAACUGAAAACAGGAUGUCGUUUUUUUUCUUUCUCAAAAUAACACUUUUUUUGGUGUGUAACAGCAGAUUUCAGGACUUUGUCAGCUACAUACACUCCCUUUUAACCAAUCACAAGAUUUAUUUCUGUUCACUGAAUUAUCUGCUUUAUCUACACACACAAACAGAAUUCUUGUUGCAUUAACAAUGAAUAUUCAUUUAUGUUCAGUGACAGUCAGACAGCAGUGUGCGUUCUGUCGUGGCAGCAGAGAGGAGCUUAACAUUAUCCAGAUACCAACUCAUCCAGCUUUGAGGAGAAAAUUAGCAUAAUGAGUCUUCUCAGCUCGUCUCUACAGUCAGAUUUCUGCAUAUGAAUGCAGAAUGUGAAGCCUUCUGGAUUCCGGUUGUAGUCCGAGCUGUAUUGACCAACCAUGUUUGAGCGGCCUUCGGUUGCAUGCAGGUAAACUGAAGGUAAAGAGCAGGACAACGAUUUAGCUUUUUAUUGUCUAAAAGUGUUAACUGGCGACUCGUGGAAAAUUCCGGUCAGAGACAUCAUCUCUCAAACAUAACUUUUUUUAAUUCAAUUUUAGACGAUUUUAUUGGAGGAAGGGUCUUAAAAGGCAGCUCGUGUUUAGAACACAAUUAAAAUGUAAACUUUGGCUUUUUUGAUAAUGGAUAUUUUCGCGUCUUAGUCUAUGUCAAUACAAUACAUUUAAUAACACAAUGCUGUCUGUAUGGUGUUGGUUGCUAUAAUUAAUUGCUAUAAUUAAUCGUGACGUGAACAAAUCCCUUCACAGUCCUCUCUGCAAGUUAAAAUACUUUCCAGAGUUCAAAGCUGAGCUAAUAUGAGGCUUUAAAGGACAAGUGUGUAACAUAUAAUAUUCAUAACUGUUGUCAUCAGUCUAUAAUCACCUAAAACUAAGAAUCGUGUUUUGGUUACCUUAAAAUUAGUCCUUCAUAUCUACGUAGAGAGCAGGCCCUCUUCAUGGAGUCGGGUUGUUCUGCCAUGUUUCUACAGAAGCCCAGAGCGGACAACCCAAACUUGGUUCUAGAGAGAGACUUUCAUGUUACCCGAAGGCACCGUAGUUCUACUACAGGUGUUGAAAGGGAGGAGUGAACAGGGGUUGUUAAAUUGGUUGCAAUAUGCAGCCUCACCACUAGAUGUCACUAAAUCCCACACACUGCUCCCUGAACAGUCAGUGUCUGGUUCCAGCACCUAAAAACAUCCCAACGCAAGAAACAUUUGCUAUUUGGCUAACAGACUUCUUAAGGAAUAUCGUUUUGACCAGUUUAGACAGGAGGAAUGGGCUUGAAAAGCAGCAUCCGUACCAAAAUCAGCACUAGCACAGGUAGCCCGGUCCGACUGUCACAUUAUAUGCCAUAAGAAGGCUAUUCUGACAGUCCUGAGAGUUUAAGUUAACCCCUUAAUUCACACCCUUUUAAACAUUUUGAAAAUGUGAAAUAAUAUGGCUAAUUUUGAAACAUGUAGAAGUACUGAUCCACGUGUGUAGUUGUAACCCACCGUCAUUUCAUUUGUUGGUUAUAACCGUGAUAAGAAGGUUAUAUUUCACUCACCAGGUUUCAUAGUUUGGUGGUCAGAUAACGAGGAUCCAGUCAUUUGUCUUGACUUCUUCAUAUUGUGAGAUGAGAACAUGUUCAGUAUUGUCUUAAACAUCUCUGCCCUUACUGGGAUAAAAAACCUGGCACAUGACUCCAGUGGUUGUCUUCACUAACUGUAUUUUGACACAUCUGAUCAGUAAACACACUGUUAAACGAAGGAAAUGGGAAGUGUUUAUUAUCAUCUGUUUCUGUUGAUGGUUUAAAGCGAUAUUCUGCUCGAUGCAUGCAUCACUUGUUUUGUUUUGCAAAGUAUUUGCAGUAUUUUUCCAGUAAAGUAUGUUCAGAUUGAUAUUGUGGAGCUUGUACACUGAACAUUUGAAAGUGUUAUGCUACUUAAAAAGGGAUCAGUAGUGUUUUUGAUACUGAAUAUUUAUUGUACAUUUGAUCAUAACUUCCCUGGUAGUUCUGCUUUUGGACAGCGAAACAUUCAUUACUGCUGAAGCAGAUUUGUGCCUCUGCAGACGGAGCUGAAUUGAGGAGUACUACAGUCCUUCCGUUUAGGCCUCUCACUCAUCACUACCUUCACCAUUUCUACAGAUGAGGUGAUCACAUGUUAUCCCACAAACACGGUCAUGUAACUACCUCCUCUAAUGUCCUUGUCUCAUGUCCUGUUGAAAUUGGACUGAUUUUAAUAUCAAUUAAAAUAAACUAAAGUGACAAAA